Messenger RNA from Nasonia vitripennis (jewel wasp), 565 nucleotides. RefSeq lists its product as uncharacterized. The record is from RefSeq and is a predicted model, not a curated record. The coding region runs from base 1 to 477 and encodes 158 amino acids. Lineage: Eukaryota; Metazoa; Arthropoda; Insecta; Hymenoptera; Pteromalidae. The transcript is spliced from 2 exons.
AUGAAGCUCAUCACGGGUAAGAAAUAUUUUUCAAGUUACCCCUUUAAAACAACAUCUAUAAUCAAUCAACUGCCGUCCAAAAUUGCAAGGAUGCUCCUGCGCCCAAGGAUGUCAGGUUCGACGGAUAGACUGCUUUUUACUAAUGAUUUCGAUAUUUUUUGUCGAUAUUAUAAAAUUAACUUGUUUUGUAUCACGUUUACAGCUGAGGACACCAACGUCCUGAAACCCUGCGUCUUCACCACCUAUUUGAGGGAAACCGUUUUAUAUCCGUUCCCUCAGGAGAAUGCCUGUGACACCUUGAAGAACGCCAGGUGUCCCUUGAAAUCCGGCCAAGACGUCACCUACCAACUGAGCAUGCCAAUUCUCGAGUAUUACCAGGAAUUCGGGAUUCCGGCCAGCGUCGAGUUUGCCUUCCUCGACGACAAGGACAAAGUCAUCCUGUGCUUCGCCUUUUCUGCUAAGGUCGUCGACCAGUAGAUAUACUUGUACACGGCAACUUUAAUGAUAUUAUUGUGUAACUAGAUUUAAUAGCAGUAGGUAUUUAUUUUCUCAUGAGAUUUGUGCG